Molecule: messenger RNA, 1156 nt
Organism: Scleropages formosus (Asian bonytongue)
Lineage: Eukaryota; Metazoa; Chordata; Actinopteri; Osteoglossiformes; Osteoglossidae
Product: putative ankyrin repeat domain-containing protein 31
Exons: 8
Coding region: 395-949 (184 amino acids)
Source: RefSeq, a predicted model, not a curated record
GGGACAUAUAGCUAUUCUUGAGGAGCUUCUGCAAGCUGGAGCAGAUGUCAGUAGCCGUGGAUAUGGUGGUAUCAUACCCCUGCAUAAUGCAGUCACUUCUAACCAUUUUAAGGCUGUCCAGCUACUCCUUCAGUAUGGAUCAGAUCCUGAAAUCACAGAUGAAUCUGGAAAGAAUUCUUUUGACUUGGUGCAUGAUGAAGCCAUAAGAAAGCUACUCUCGUCAUUCCAGAGACCCCUUGUUGGCAAAUCUAAUUACACAGCCAGAGAGAGAACACCAGCUGCUGUAUGCAGUUUCUGCACAGAUGAUAAAUUAGCUGGUGUCUGCAAUAGUAAGAAACAAUAUCCAUAUAAAUCCUCUAGUAGAAUUUUAGAGGAAGUGGAAAAGAAAGAUGAUAUGCAACCUUCAAAUUUUACAGAACCAGAAGCAGCAGAGACUCCAGUUGGUGACACUGAACCAAACCAGGCAGACACUGUGAAAGACAGCGAAUGGUUGAUUGGUCUUAUUCAACAAGGCAUCAUCAAGCCUGGAAAUAAUGUCUUCCAGUUGAAAUUAAAGGUACAGGGCUUCUGCCACACUGCUUCCCUGCAGCACAACGGAUCUCUAAAGGACGUAAGAGGUCAAGUCUAUGUUUCGCCACAAGCGUGGGUUCAGUCUCUUUCUGGUACAAACAUCCCUGACAGCCCAACUUUUGCCUGGAAAAAGGUGAUGUAUAGGUCAAAGUCACUAUCAAGGUAUUUUAUGAACGCUCAUCCAGCAGCAAGUUGUGGUACGGAAUCACAGCAAAACGUCUCUGCCAUACCUCCAGAGACAUUUAAAAAGGAUUCCUACAUAAGUAGCUUUAUGUCUAUUAACAGAAUACUAUUAAUAAAUGAUGAUGAGCUUAUGCCCAGUUAUAUACUUGAGCAUCACUGGGAUGAGCUGCUAUAUCUUGAUGACUGGACAUCCUGAAGACAAGCAAGUCCAGCCCAUAGGAAGUAUUCCAGAUUGUCUCUCUUUUGCUGGUUUCCUUUCUAAAAGCUGGUAACAUUAUUCAUAGCCAAAGCAGUGUGAGUGCUGUGUUUUACACUUGUGAAUGGUCAACAAAUAUGUACUCGCAAUCCAUAUUAAAUAUGCUAUUCAGUUGUGUGUAUAGUUUUAAAUUGUGCUGUUUCAUCU